Synchiropus splendidus (mandarinfish) is the source of this 3227-nucleotide messenger RNA. RefSeq names its product stomatin (gene stom). The record is from RefSeq and is a predicted model, not a curated record. Gene Ontology annotation, cellular component: plasma membrane. The transcript has 8 exons. Lineage: Eukaryota; Metazoa; Chordata; Actinopteri; Syngnathiformes; Callionymidae. Bases 120 to 998 code for a protein of 292 amino acids.
CAGACCAAACUCUGGGAAAAGGGGUUCCGCCCCUCGAGCUGCCUGCAUCGCUUGCUCUGGCUGUAAACAGACGCACUGUUCAGCUUCUACCGCCUCGGUCGCUCAAUAAAAUAUCAAAUAUGGAUGAAGAAGCUCGUAUGAGGGAGGCAAAGAGGCGCGAGCGUCAAUCAGGUCCGAACAAUUAUGGUUUUCAUGAUGGGGAAGCCUUGGAGAACGUGGACGAUGACAUCGGCAUAUGUGGUCGACUUUUGGUUGCAUUUUCCCUCCUCCUCAUGAUUCUCACCCUUCCCCUGUCCAUAUGGAUGUGCAUCAAGAUCGUGAAAGAGUACGAGCGAGCCAUUAUUUUCCGCCUGGGGCGAAUUUUGCGAGGAGGAGCCAAAGGACCAGGCUUGUUCUUCAUACUUCCGUGCACCGACAGCUUCAUUAACGUGGACAUGCGCACCAUCACUUUCGACAUCCCUCCACAAGAGGUCCUGACCAAAGACUCGGUGACUGUGAGUGUGGACGGCGUGGUCUACUACCGGGUGCAGAAUGCCACUCUGGCGGUGGCCAACAUCACUAAUGCAGAUGCUGCCACCCGCCUGCUGGCCCAGACCACCCUGAGGAACGUUCUGGGUACCAAGAAUCUGGCUGAGAUCCUGUCUGACCGCGAGGAGAUCGCUCACAGCAUGCAGUCCUCCCUCGAUGACGCCACGGACGAUUGGGGCAUCAAAGUGGAGCGAGUGGAAAUCAAAGACGUCAAGUUGCCCCUGCAGCUGCAGAGAGCCAUGGCAGCUGAGGCCGAGGCCAGUCGUGAGGCCAGAGCUAAGGUCAUCGCUGCAGAGGGAGAGAUGAACGCCUCUCGUGCGCUGAAGGAGGCCUCCCUGGUCAUCGCGGAGUCUCCCUCCGCCCUGCAGCUGCGCUACCUGCAGACCCUCAACACCAUCGCCGCUGAGAAGAACUCCACCAUCAUCUUCCCUCUGCCGCUGGAGAUGAUGCAGGGCUUCGUCAAACAAUAGUUGGAGACGCACACACACAUACAUGCACCAGACAUCAGCGUAAAACUGGUCUGCACUGAACUUCCUCACAGAUGAUCACACGCACGUUUAUCCUUUCUAGGAAGAGUUGAGACUUUAACCAAAAGAAGAAAGCUUGCCAAACGUCGUUCUCCACAUAAGUGUCAGCGAUUAAAGUGCCUGUAGCAUCAGUGGCCUUAGACAUCAUCACAGUUGUACUGCUUCUGUUGGUGUUUACACACACACACACAAUAGGGCAUCUUUCUGUCUUACCCAAGCUUUGUCCUAUCUUGUGCUAUAUACCCCCCGUAGUGUGUCCUAUCCACACCCAUGUAAUCUCCCUAACACAUCCCCGCAGCAGCACAGCAUUUGAGCCACAUUCAGCCCUUUCUCUGUACUAACGUGGCCCUCAUGAGUUAAAAACUAUGAAAAAAAUCUUACUUUUUUUUCAAUAUUCAUCACUAAGUCUAUGUGUAAUUUAGAUAUUGUUGUGGCGUUUUCUUUCCACUUUGUUUUUGUUCUUUUCAAAUCUAUAUUUUACAGAGUAAUUGAGAGCAGUAUUUCUUUUACUUCAAAAUAAAUACAUUAAAAUACACUGACAGAAACACUUUGUAAUUUAGAAAUACAUAUGUUUUACCCAUAGUUAUGUUACCUAGCUAUUCACCACUUAAAAAGUACUUUUUUUUAUUAUUGAAACUUUUUAAUGGCUGGACUACUAUUUUAUUUGUUGACUUUGAUACCAACAAUAUUGAGAACUGACAUUGUGAAACUGAAUAUUAGUUGCAAAUAAGACUAUAUAUAAAAUUUGCAUCAGUUUGUGUCUGUAUAAUGCUGCCACACCGUUUCAAACAGAAAAGAAAUCAUGAUAAUAUUUGAGAUUGUGUCAUUAAAGAUGUCCACCACUGUAUAUAAAAAUGAAAUAUAAUGGAAUCCCAUGUUUUAAGCAUAUAAUGUCUGGGCGCAUUUACACUUUUUCCCAUAUUUAGAAAUAGAAGUUAUGUUGCAUUCAUUGAGAGUGAUCUGUCUUUAGCUUGAGGGCCUUUGCAUUUGUCUCAGGAUAUAACGUGGCCCUUUUGGAAAUCGACUGCCCACCUUGAUGUAACCAUUGCUCCACUCAAAAACCUGUACGCAGUGUACAGUAAUGCCUAGAAGCUCUGACAGACACAUACUUAUUCAUACACGCCCAUAAACACGCAUGCAGGCUUGUGGUAAAUAACUUGCACUAACACAUCAUGUCACCGGUGUUUGCUCUGUAUGUCUUGUUGCAAGUGCAGACACUUCCAUUUGAUGUGUGACGUUGUCAACCAUACGAUGUUCUUCACAAACACACUUUUCUAUCCAGGUGCACAUUCUUCUAUAACUUGUAUCUGACUUUAUUGGAUACAACAGGUCAUAGUUAGACAAGAGGGCUAAACCCUGACACUGUUAACGUUCUGCUGAACAGUCAGCCAAAAGCCUUAACUCACUGCCGCGUACUCUCUUCUCUACUUCAUCUCUAUGCAAUCGCACACUCUGUAUUAACCUGCUUGGCUCACACUAACCGUGCAGCAAAGUGUCACGUGUUUGGAAAUGUGACUGAAGUGUGUUUUACUCUUGUUAUUCCAACAUUUGAAUUUUUUCAUUCAACUGACAGUGAUUUCAUUUUUAGGCAGACAUCUCAGAGCUGCUUUCUGAAAUAGAGUUAUAUUUCAGCUGCAAGUGCAUUUUCCCACAAAUUAUACUCCAAAAAUCUAGUUUUAAAACUUCAAAAAUUGCUUGUAGCAUUUACGUUCCAGAGUAAAUUGUGUAUGGACAGUACAAUUUGCACUUUGGAUGUAUAGUCAAGUCUGAUGUAGCACUAUAUACUAUAUUUUAGUGAUGAAUAUUGUGAUGCAUCUUUAUGCUGCAGCUUGUGUGAUGCUUUUUUUGAAGCUCUUUUAUUUUCAUCUUGUUUUAAUGCUGACAAAGUCUCAGAAUGCUACCCCAGAUUGUUCCCUCCUUAAUAUUGAUGCAAAGAGUAACUGAAAAAAGAACCAUUACUUAUGUUUACUAUAGGAGUUAACUGUUGCGGUGCAUUAUGGGAAUUACACUGUGGACCUACAGGCCUCAAGUUUACCAUGUCGGUUGUGGAUGAAUUUACUUUCAGUGUUAGAUGUCACCAAACUAAAACUCAUGUUUUUCAUGUGUCGUUUCAAAGCUAUGCUUAAAUGCUCCAAAUAAACAGAAACACCAACAUGUUUUGAGGUGUGGUUU